CUCAUUAGGUUUCCAGAACUUCACUUGAUCACACUCACUUCCAGCAGCUUCACAAGCUACUUCCGGUUAGCCACCCGACUGAGAUACCAUGGAGGGUGGAGAAGGUUCCGGCGGCGGCGAUCAGACCAAGUACCGCGGCGUGCGUCGUCGGCCCUGGGGCAAGUUCGCGGCCGAGAUCCGCGACUCGAGCCGCCACGGCGUCCGCGUGUGGCUCGGCACCUUCGACACUGCAGAGGAGGCCGCCGCGGCCUACGACCGCUCCGCCUACUCCAUGCGCGGGAGCAACGCAGUCCUCAACUUCCCCGACCGGGCGCACGUCUACGAGGCCGAGGCCAGGCGCGGCGGCGGUUCUUCGGGAGGUGGCGGUGCCGGUGCAGGUUCGUCUUCGUCGACGGCGAGGCAGGGACAAAGCAGGCAGGUGAUCGAGUUCGAGUACUUGGACGACGACGUGCUGCAGGGGAUGCUCCACGACCACGACAAAUCCAGCAAGAACAAGUAGAGAUCCUUUCGACCGAGCAUCCAACUUAUUACAUGCGCGCAUCGGGAAUGCAAUCGCGCGUAAGUAUGCAUUCCAUGCUAGGUAUACGUGUGCCGUAUAUAUGUGUGUACGAGAAGGGUAUUGUAUGCUUGCUCCGUAGGCGCGCGCUCAUCUAAUGAUCGACCG
Lolium perenne is the source of this 664-nucleotide messenger RNA. Its product is annotated as ethylene-responsive transcription factor ERF096-like. Gene Ontology annotation, molecular function: DNA-binding transcription factor activity; DNA binding. NCBI's taxonomy places the organism in Eukaryota, Viridiplantae, Streptophyta, Magnoliopsida, Poales, Poaceae. The record is from RefSeq and is a predicted model, not a curated record. Gene Ontology annotation, biological process: ethylene-activated signaling pathway; regulation of DNA-templated transcription.